UUUAUAACUCGCUUUGCUGUCUAACCAAAAAAUUUACCUCCCCUUUUGUACAACACCUUUUUUGAAGCUAAUAUAUUUGGACCUUCCCUCUCUUCUCAAUGCCCACACGUUGAUACCAUGAAGCACUUCUGAAUGCUGGGGUGCUCUUGUUGGUGAUCAACCUGCCUAAACUACUCUUGCUCUCUGCACUUAAGAAGCUUCAUCACAAGUGACACUGCUCAUCACUUUUUUGGUCUUUGAAAGGCAGUGAAUCAUGCACUUUGCCAUGUUUGUUAAACCAUGAACACAUUUUCUUCUUGAAUCAAGCCCACUUGUUUUGAGUCUUUCACACCUUCUUUACUAGAAGUCUAGAACUUGUGGAAAUCCCACAUCAUGUAAUUGAUUCGUUCACCUUGACUUGAUUCUCACAAAUGGAACUGCCACUAUACUUGACCCUCUUGAGUGUUUUUAGUCCUUGAGGCUAUUCUUUCUCUUGGAAGCCAUUAGAUAAGGAAGAUCACGCAUUGACUGAAUUCUACAAAGAAAGGACCAUGGAAGAGACAUUUGUACCAUUUGAAGGAAUCAAGAAUGACCUUAGAGGAAGAUUAAGGUGUUACAAGCAAGACUGGACUGGUGGCAUAAGAGCAGGCUACAGGAUUCUGGCUCCCACCACAUAUAUAUUCUUCGCCUCAGCAAUACCAGUCAUUUCAUUUGGUGAACAACUGGAGAGAGACACUGAGGGAAUUCUGACAGCCGUGCAAACCUUAGCAUCCACUGCACUUUGUGGGAUUAUACACUCAAUCAUUGGAGGUCAACCUUUGUUGAUAUUAGGUGUUGCAGAACCAACUGUGAUUAUGUAUACAUUCAUGUUUAAUUUUGCUAAAGAGAGAUCAGGCUUGGGUCGAAAUUUGUUUCUGGCAUGGAGUGGAUGGGUAUGUGUCUGGACAUCAUUCCUGCUAAUAUUACUGGCUAUCUUAGGAGCAUGCUCUAUUAUCAAUAGGUUUACUCGUGUGGCGGGAGAAUUGUUUGGUCUACUAAUAGCAAUGCUCUUCAUGCAACAAGCUAUAAAAGGGCUAGUAGAUGAGUUUCGCAUCCCAAGUGGAGAAAAUACAAGUUUAACUGAGUUCAUACCUUCGUGGAGAUUUGCCAAUGGCAUGUUUGCUUUGGUUCUGUCAUUUGGCCUUCUGCUAACAGCAUUAAAAAGUCGGAAGGCGAGGUCAUGGCGGUAUGGGUCUGGUUCGCUUCGAAGCCUAAUAGCAGAUUAUGGUGUACCACUUAUGGUUCUAGUCUGGACAGCUGUUUCUUACAUACCAUCUGGCAGUGUUCCAAAAGGGAUCCCACGGCGCCUCUUCAGCCCAAAUCCGUGGUCACCUGGUGCGUAUGAGAAUUGGACUGUCGUUAAGGAUAUGCUAGAUGUUCCUGUUGUCUACAUAAUUGGAGCUUUCAUUCCUGCAACAAUGAUUGCAGUGCUUUACUAUUUUGACCAUAGUGUAGCAUCUCAACUAGCUCAACAGAAAGAAUUUAAUUUGAGAAAACCAUCUUCUUACCAUUAUGACUUACUUCUGUUGGGGUUUCUGACCUUAUUGUGUGGUCUUCUUGGUAUCCCUCCAUCAAAUGGAGUUAUCCCACAAUCUCCAAUGCAUACAAAGAGUUUGGCUACCCUUAAACAUCAGUUGCUUCGCAAUAGACUUGUUCAAGCAGCACGUGGAAGUAUCAGAAAAAAUGCUAGCUUGGGACAGCUGUAUGGGAAUAUGCAAGAAGCCUAUCAUCAAAUGCAGACCCCUUUGGUCUACCAGGAGGCCUCAAUUCAGGGACUAAAGGAAUUAAAAGAAUCAACCAUUCAAGCAGCUACUAGUACGGGGCAAAUGGAUGCCCCAGUUGAUGAGACAUUAUUUGAUGUUGAGAAGGAAAUAGAUGAUCUAUUGCCUGUUGAGGUGAAGGAACAGCGUGUUAGUAACUUACUUCAAGCUACAAUGGUGGGAGGAUGUGUUGCAGCCAUGCCCUUACUCAAAAUGAUACCCACCUCAGUUCUUUGGGGCUACUUUGCAUUCAUGGCCAUUGAAAAUUUACCCGGCAACCAAUUCUGGGAAAGAAUCUUAUUGCUCUUCACAGCACCUAGCAGAAGAUACAAAGUCCUUGAGGAGUACCAUGCUACUUUUGUGGAAACAGUGCCUUUCAAGUCAAUUGCAACAUUCACCAUUUUCCAAACAAUUUAUUUGCUUACAUGUUUUGGACUUACAUGGAUUCCAAUUGCCGGGGUUAUGUUUCCUAUGCUGAUCAUGCUUUUGGUUCCUGUUAGGCAGUACUUUCUGCCCAAGUUUUUCAAAGGCGCUCAUCUUCAAGACUUGGAUGCAGCAGAGUAUGAAGAGGCACCAGCUUUACCAUUUACCCUUGCUACGGAGGCAGAGCUGGGUGCUGGAGCUUCCCUUGCAGGUGAAGGAGAGAUUUUUGAUGAAGUUAUCACAAGAAGCCGUGGUGAGUUUAAGCAUGUAAGUAGUCCUAAGAUCACAAGCUCCACAGCAACACCAUCAAAUGACCGCAAAAGCUUUCAGAGCCCACGUGCCUCGUAUAGUCCUCGUGUUGGUGAACUAAAAGGGGAGCUAAGUCCUCGGUCUAGUGGAAGAGGACCACAUAGUCCAAGGACACCACAAUCACAUACUCCAAAGAGUGAAGGGAAAUCAUCUAAUUUAGGGAAGAGUCCUCUUAACACAGAAACAAAAUAGGAGGAAGAAUAGACCUGUCUAAUAUCUAUGCCUUUGUAAGAAGUUUUCAAUUGUUUGUUCAAUUUUCUUUCUUCAUUCUGAUGUGCUGUUUUGGUUGGCAUUGUAAAGUAUUCCUUCUUUCUGUUUUCCUUCUUCUAGAGUAGACAUAUAACCAUAGCCUUGUGCCACUUUCUUGUAACAGAUAUAAUAGUGAAUGUUGUUGUAUUUGAGUGUA
Molecule: messenger RNA, 2916 nt
Organism: Quercus robur (English oak)
Lineage: Eukaryota; Viridiplantae; Streptophyta; Magnoliopsida; Fagales; Fagaceae
Product: probable boron transporter 2
Exons: 12
Coding region: 531-2702 (723 amino acids)
Biological process (GO): monoatomic ion homeostasis; monoatomic anion transport; transmembrane transport
Cellular component (GO): plasma membrane
Molecular function (GO): solute:inorganic anion antiporter activity
Source: RefSeq, a predicted model, not a curated record